AUGCAGAAGCCAUUCAAGAUUGAAAAUAUACCUGUCGAUGAUACAAAAUUCUGUCAUACAUAUUAUUGGAAAAUUUUUGAUGAAUCUUCUCCAAGGCACACAUAUAUUGAGCCAAAUAAUUUGACCGUGUACUUUGGACGAAAUUUUAUUCUAAGGGAAUUAAACAUCGUCUUAGCCUCUAAAGCAAAAGAAGAAUUUGAAUUCCACUUUGGAAGUAAUAGUUCUAAAUUGGUGAAGUUAAAUGUGAACAACGACUGUCAUCUCCAAAGUGAUCUUGAUGGUUUUCGCAGUUUCAACUGUCCUCUUUCGUCGCUGGGUCGUAUUCCAAUUGAUCUGGUUACAUUCUUUACUGAUAAUAUCAGCAAAAUGAAGAUUUUCAGCGUUCCAAGUAAGCGAUAA
Rodentolepis nana is the source of this 399-nucleotide messenger RNA. Lineage: Eukaryota; Metazoa; Platyhelminthes; Cestoda; Cyclophyllidea; Hymenolepididae. The record is from the annotation of a GenBank genome assembly.